Equus quagga is the source of this 954-nucleotide messenger RNA. Its product is annotated as olfactory receptor 2W1. The transcript has a single exon. Gene Ontology annotation, molecular function: olfactory receptor activity; G protein-coupled receptor activity. Gene Ontology annotation, cellular component: membrane. NCBI's taxonomy places the organism in Eukaryota, Metazoa, Chordata, Mammalia, Perissodactyla, Equidae. Gene Ontology annotation, biological process: G protein-coupled receptor signaling pathway. The record is from RefSeq and is a predicted model, not a curated record. Bases 1 to 954 code for a protein of 317 amino acids.
AUGGACCAAAGCAAUUAUACUUCUCUACAUGGUUUUAUUCUGCUUGGCUUCUCUGACCAUCCCAAACUGGAGGUGGUCCUGUCAGGAGUUGUCACCAUCUUCUACCUAAUUACAUUGGUGGGUAACACAGCCAUCAUUCUUGCAUCUCUCCUGGAUUCCCAUCUCCACACACCAAUGUACUUUUUCCUCAGGAAUUUCUCUCUCCUGGAUCUAUGUUUCACAACCAGCAUCAUCCCUCAGAUGAUGGUUAACUUGUGGGGACCUGAUAAGACCAUCAGCUAUGUGGGCUGUGUCAUUCCACUCUAUGUUUAUAUGUGUUUGGGCUCCAUUGAGUGUCUUCUCCUGGCUGUGAUGUCCUAUGAUCGUUUUACAGCUAUUUGUAAGCCUUUGCAUUAUUUGAUAAUCAUGAACCCACAUCUGUGUCUCAAGAUGAUUCUCAUGGUCUGGAGUAUUAGUUUGGCCAACUCUGUAGUAUUAUGUACACUCACCCUGAAUCUGCCUAGAUGUGGAAACAAACUUCUGGAUCACUUCUUGUGUGAGUUGCCAGCUAUGGUCAAGAUAGCUUGCAUAGACACCACAACAGUGGAAAUGUCUGUCUUUGCUCUAGGCAUUGUCAUCGUCCUUACACCCCUCAUCCUUAUUCUCAUAUCCUAUGGCUACAUUGCCAAAGCUGUGCUGAGAAUGAAGUCAAAAGCAGGACAACGAAAAGCAAUUAAUACCUGUGGUUCUCAUCUCACUGUGGUGUCCAUCUUCUACGGAACUAUUAUUUACAUGUACCUGCAACCAGGUAACAGUGCCUCCAAAGACCAGGGCAAGUUCCUCACCCUCUUUUACACCAUCAUCACUCCAAGUCUCAACCCUCUCAUUUACACCUUAAGGAAUAAGGACAUGAAGGAUGCACUGAAGAAGAUGGUAAGGUUGACCAUGAAACUACAAAAUCAAAGGGGAACUUGA